Brassica rapa (field mustard) is the source of this 2274-nucleotide messenger RNA. Its product is annotated as LEAF RUST 10 DISEASE-RESISTANCE LOCUS RECEPTOR-LIKE PROTEIN KINASE-like 2.3. The record is from RefSeq and is a predicted model, not a curated record. Gene Ontology annotation, molecular function: polysaccharide binding; protein kinase activity; ATP binding. Lineage: Eukaryota; Viridiplantae; Streptophyta; Magnoliopsida; Brassicales; Brassicaceae. Gene Ontology annotation, biological process: protein phosphorylation.
ACAAUGUUUGUGGUUGAUAAGUAAUGAACCAUGUUUGUUCUUAUCAAACAACUGAGUUCUGAAAAGUCAGAAAUAUCUCAACUUGAUCCAGACAGGAGCAAGGCAACAAGUCACAAAAAAAAAAAGCUUGGGAAAAAGACAAGACACAAAUUAUUCUGUUCAUCAGAUGAAUGAUUUAUUGAUUUCUAAAGUCUUUUCAAUAGUCAACUAAUUCGCUUCUUUUAAGUCUCUCUGUAUCCUUCCUUGGUCACGUUCUGUCUUUUCGUUUCUAAUCACAGAAAAAAUAUUCUCUAUUAUCCAUGGGAUCUCCACCAUCUGUAUUAUGUCUAAUCUUAUUACUCUUGUUUCAUCAUAUUCCUUGUGUUACAAGCCAGCGAGCACCACGUGGGUUUUGUGAUACCCUAAUCCACUGUGGCAACAUCUCAGUUGGCUUCCCUUUCUGGGGAGAGAAUCGUCAUCAAAGAUGCGGUCAUCCUUCUCUGAAACUUAACUGCAACAAACACUCAAACACAACCACUCUUUUCAUCUCAGGCUACAACUACAGUCUCCUCCAUAUAGACAACACGACCAACAUCAUUCGACUUUUCAGACAAGAUUUCUCAACUUCUUUCUGCUCCGCUUCAUUCUCCUCCGCACCUUUGCCUUCUGUACUCUUCCAGAAUUUGCCUUCUUACAAAAGCCUCACCGUCUACUACUAUUGUGACCCUCGCCGCAAUUUACUUGGGAACUUCACAUGUCCAUAUCCAGAGAAAGGUCUUGGCUCGCUGGUUCAGUUCUCCAAAUAUCGUAAGCUUUGUGAGAAGAGUUUCAAAGUCACAGUUCCUACAAGCUACGUCCCAGAUGAACAAGCUUUGAGUUUGACCCAUUUGGAGAGUGUUCUCAAAAAAGGAUUUGAGGUGAAGAUGACGAUUGGUGAAAAGUUUUGCCAAGACUGUAUUAUCCCUGGUGGACACUGUGGCUUAAUUUGCAGUGAUACAAUGUAUACAACUGGUGGAACUUACCGCAUGAAUCGAUCCAUUGUGAUCACAUUUGGUUCAGUUGUAGGGAUAAUAUUAACUGUAUAUGUUGCGGUUCUUCUUGCAUUUGUUUUAAGCGAAAGAAGGGCAAUCAAUGCUGGGAGAGAUCAUAACCUCGAGGCACUUGUAAGCCUGAGACGGUAUAGUUAUGGACAAAUCAAGAGGAUCACAAAAUCAUUCACAGAAGUAGUUGGGAGAGGAGGAUUUGGAACUGUAUACAAGGGGAAGUUGAGUGAUGGUAGCAAAGUUGCAGUAAAAGUCUUGAAUGAUUCAAAGAGCGAUUGUGAAGAUUUCAUCAACGAAGUUGCAAGCAUGAGCCAAACUUCUCAUGUUAACAUCGUUUCUAUGCUUGGUUUCUGUUAUGAAGGUUCCAAAAGAGCGAUUAUAUAUGAGUUUCUAGAGAAUGGGUCUUUGGAUCAGUCAUCGAAUCUCGAUGUGAGUACGUUAUAUGGAAUAGCGCUAGGGGUUGCUAAGGGAAUUGAGUACUUGCACUACAGUUGUAAAACAAGAAUCGUGCAUUUUGAUAUUAAACCUCAGAAUGUACUGUUAGAUGGAAAUCUCAGACCCAAGGUUGCUGACUUUGGUCUCGCAAAGCUCUGCGAGAAGCAAGAAAGCAUCUUGUCAUUGCUUGACACUAGAGGAACUGUCGGGUACAUUGCUCCAGAGUUGUUUUCAAGAAUGUAUGGAAGCGUGUCUCACAAGUCUGAUGUGUAUAGCUAUGGAAUGUUGGUUCUUGAGAUGGUGGGAGCAAGGAACAAAAGAGUCGAAAAUGCUGAUGCAAACAACAGCUCGGUUUACUUUCCGGAUAGCAUCUAUGAAGAUCUUGAAAUUGGAAAUAGCACAAGGUUUCUAAGCGAUGAAAUAACACAAGAAGAAGAAGAUCUUGCCAAAAAGAUGAUCUUGAUUGGUCUUUGGUGUGUUCAGUUACGCCCAUCAGAUCGUCCAUCUAUGAACAAAGUCGUAGAGAUGAUGGAAGGUAGCUUGGAUACUCUUCAAGCCCCUCCUAAGCAUCUCUUGCAAAUGCAAAAUGUUGGAGAGUCUUCUCAGCCAUCAGGUGAAAGUUCCUCAAUUUUUUCUAGGAAGUAUGAUUCCAUGAAUGUUGAGAGCCAAUAAAUGUUUAUUUGUAGAAUUGAAGUUGUUUUGUUGUAGUCGCCAAAUGUCACAUAUACAUUUUCAAUUGUUAAAACUUUCGAAAAAAUGUAAGAAAUAAAUAAUGACUUGAUAUGUUUGGUUGUUGUUUAUAAAUUAUUUUGUUACU